AUGCUCAUGAAGAAGAUGUGGAUAGUGGAGGAGCGGAAGGACAAGACUGUAUACCGUCGCCGCUGUCCGACUGGCGGAGAAGUCCUCUCCUUCUUCUUCGUCUCGGCAUGCGCCCUCCUCUUCCUCAUCAUCUGCACUAUUCUCUACGGCACGCGCACACAGAACCCGUCCUUGCCCCCGCUGGUCAAGGAGUACAUGCCCGCCGGCCGCUGCUUAUGCGAGUUCAAUGAGGCGCAGUGCGAUAGCGCUUUUCCGGGGCAAUAUGAGGAUAUUGAGCGUGCGGUCAAGGUGCGGAGUCGCUGGGGUAAGGUGACGCAGGCGGAUCUCAAUAGCUUCGAGCUUACGAAGGGAAUGGUCAGGGCUAUGGUUUAUGAUAGAGAGCUCUACAUCCUCGAGACUCACAUGGUCGAUAACGUCAACCGCCAAAAAGCCAUUGCAACUCUCAGCGCCAUGUACCGCGCCGUUCUCGCUGCCCCCUCAACCGCCGACAUCCCAAACAUCGAAUUCGUCUUCUCCGUAGAGGACCUCCCUGCGCAACCCCACAAACCGAUAUGGUCCCUCACCCGCCGCGUCCAAGACCACAACCUCUGGUUAAUACCCGACUUUGGCUUCUGGAGCUGGGACAUGCCCGCGCUGGGAACACUAGACGAAGUCGCUCAAGAAGCAGUACAACGGGAAGCCGUCGAGUCGUGGGACCAAAAGAUCGAGAAGCUAGUCUGGAGAGGCAAAAUCACUUUCGCGCCUAAGCUGCGGAGAGCGCUCCUCGAUGCAGCAAAAGGCAAGCCAUGGAGCGACGUUGGUCAACUCAAAUGGACGGAUCCAAAUUUCAAAGAGCAGUUUCUCGGGCCGGUGGAUCAGUGUAAUUACAUGUUCAUUGCGCACGCUGAAGGACGUUCCUACUCCGGCUCCCUCAAAUACCGCCAACUCUGCCGCUCCGUAAUCGUCUCGCACAAACUCCAAUGGAUACAACACCACCACUACCUCUUCCGCUCCAACGGCUCCAACCAGAAUUUCGUCGAAGUCGAACGCGACUUUUCCGAUCUAGCAUCCGCUAUGGAAGAUCUGCUCGACCACCCUGAAAAGGCGAAGCGCAUAGCAGAUAACUCGGUGCAGGUAUUCAGGGAAAGAUAUCUGACGCAAGCGGCGGAAGCGUGUUAUUGGCGGAAGCUCAUGAAGAGGUGGAGGGAUGUGGUUGAUUGGGAACCGGUGUUGUUUGCUGGGAGUGGGGAGGAUGGGAUGGCGAAAGAGAGGAAUAGGGUGAGGAGGAGGGGUGUGCGGUAUGAGACGUUCAUGCUUUACGAACCCAAAAUCCAACUUUCGUACCCGGAAUCGGCGCAUUGA
Molecule: messenger RNA, 1341 nt
Organism: Alternaria ethzedia
Lineage: Eukaryota; Fungi; Ascomycota; Dothideomycetes; Pleosporales; Pleosporaceae
Exons: 5
Coding region: 1-1341 (446 amino acids)
Source: RefSeq, a predicted model, not a curated record